Messenger RNA from Pelecanus crispus (Dalmatian pelican), 1774 nucleotides. The record is from RefSeq and is a predicted model, not a curated record. NCBI's taxonomy places the organism in Eukaryota, Metazoa, Chordata, Aves, Pelecaniformes, Pelecanidae.
AUGUUUCGAGCAGCAGUCCCCAGCGGCGCGUCCACUGGUAUCUACGAAGCGCUGGAGCUUCGAGACAACGACAAGUCGCGUUUCCUCGGAAAAGGGGUCCUGCAGGCCGUGGAUCAUAUCAACAGCACUGUCGCCCCAGCUCUCGUGGGCUCUGGCCUCUCUGUUGUGGAUCAAGAGAAGAUAGACAAUCUGAUGCUUGAGAUGGAUGGCACAGAGAACAAAUCCAAGUUUGGUGCCAAUGCUAUCCUGGGAGUUUCGCUGGCCGUGUGCAAGGCGGGAGCUGCAGAGAAGGAUGUCCCCCUGUACCGGCACAUUGCUGACCUGGCCGGCAACUCCGAUCUCAUCCUUCCUGUGCCAGCUUUCAACGUGAUCAAUGGAGGUUCCCACGCAGGCAACAAACUGGCCAUGCAGGAGUUCAUGAUCCUGCCUGUGGGAGCUGAAAGCUUCCGCGAUGCCAUGCGCAUUGGGGCUGAAGUCUAUCACAACCUCAAGAGUGUCAUCAAGGAGAAGUAUGGCAAAGAUGCUACCAAUGUGGGUGAUGAGGGAGGCUUUGCACCAAACAUCCUGGAAAAUAGUGAAGCUCUGGAGCUCCUCAAGGAAGCUAUUGACAAGGCAGGCUACACGGACAAGAUUGUCAUUGGUAUGGACGUGGCAGCCUCUGAGUUCUACCGUGAUGGCAAAUAUGACCUGGACUUCAAGUCCCCAGAUGACCCAAGCCGCUACAUUUCUGCAGAUGAGCUGGGUGACCUCUACCAAAGCUUUGUACGUGAUUAUCCAGUGGUCUCCAUCGAGGAUCCCUUUGACCAAGAUGACUGGGAGGCCUGGUCCAAGUUCACAGCCAAUGUGGGGAUUCAGAUAGUGGGAGACGACCUGACAGUGACAAACCCCAAGCGCAUCGAACGAGCUGUUGAAGAGAAGGCCUGCAACUGCCUCUUGCUCAAAGUUAACCAGAUUGGAUCCGUCACGGAGGCCAUCCAAGCCUGCAAGUUGGCCCAGGAGAAUGGCUGGGGUGUGAUGGUGAGUCACCGAUCUGGGGAGACCGAAGACACCUUCAUUGCUGAUCUGGUUGUAGGACUGUGCACGGGGCAGAUAAAGACGGGUGCUCCCUGCAGGUCUGAACGCCUGGCUAAAUACAACCAGCUCAUGAGGAUUGAGGAAGAGCUUGGCGACGAAGCACGCUUUGCCGGACACAACUUUCGCAACCCAAGUGUUCUUUGAACAUUGUCCCCAGGGCACAGCCACCCUGCUGCUCUUUCCCACCUCACAGACUCUGAAUCCCUCUUCUCUCCAUUGCUCCCUUUUUUGCUCUUUUUCCCUGCCACCUGGUUCCCUCUCCCCUCAAAACCCCUCAAGUUCAGGUGUCCCCGGCUAGAUGUACCCAGGUGAAGGAUGAGAGAGAGGCCUACACCCUGUCCCUUGCUUUGGGGUCAUAAGCAUUUCUGGAUCUAGGCAUUGUGUGUCUUCUGUUUUUUGUGCAGGGCCGUGUCUGAGCCACUCUGUUCACAUGUUAAGACUAUGGGAGCAUGCUGCCUGGUGUGUUUCCCUUGUACGCCGAAGCAUGUGCAGUGAACAUAUGUGCGUCGACUGGUGUGUUUGGACAAGUGUCACACCUGUAGCUGUGUUUGGACGAGUGUCGCCAGUGGCUCGCUCUUGUUGUGCAUGUGUGUAGGUGUAUGUGUAGUGGCCUACGGCGUCCUUGUGCCCCAGGCGUGUGUUUGCGCUGAGCCCUGGUGGGUCCCACGAGUCCCCUCCUUCCACCCCAAGCGCCGUGCUG